AUGGAGUUUAUCUUCAUAGACUUGUUCGAGAAAUACUGGGGAACAUGUACACGUCUCCAUGAAUCACUGACGAAUGUCGUGAUCCCAACUUUCGAUAUCAAACGCUUGCAGCCAGUCAUCUUCUCAACUUACCAGCUGAAGAAAACCCCAAGUCUAGAUGUGAUGCUGUCAGAUAUAUGCAUCGGAACAUCAGCGGCGCCAACUUAUCUUCCUUGCCAUACUUUCAGAAACGAAGAUUCUGAAGGGAAUCUAAUUGGAGAGUUCGAUCUCAUUGAUAGCGGGGUGACUGCAAAUAAUCCGACUUUAGUCGCAAUAAAUGAAGUGACACAGGAGAUAAAAGGAGGCAUUAAAACAGGUGGUUUUCUAGUAUUGUCCUUGGGGACAGGCUCACCAAAAUUCAUAGAGAAGUAUGACGGUAAUACAUCGUCUCAUUGGGGUGUUGUCUGGUGGCUGGCGGGUGGUGGCUCGAUUCCACUGAUAGAUGUAUUUACUCAAGCAAGUAGCGGAAUAGCCGACUAUCAUACCUCCACCUUCUUGCAAGCUCUUCAUUUGGAAGGGAAGUACCUUCGAAUUCAGGAUGACACUUUAACAGGAGACGUCGCUUCGAUGGAUCUGGCAACAACAAAAAACUUAGAGGAUCUGGUUCAAGUUGGCAAAGAAUUAUUGCAAAAACCACCGAUGUUGGGCUUGGGCAGACAACCUUUUUCUGAUAGCAGUACCAACGAAAAAGCUCUAGUAAGGUUGGCGAAAAUGCUGUCAGAGGAAAAGAUUAAGAGAGAACACAACAAUAGCCCAGAAGUGCAGAUCAAUGCUUCAGUUUCAAGGAGAACGGGAAUGUAUUUGAGGGCAGUUUCUCGGUCCCUCCCGAACUUGCAGCAAAUCACUACAUAG
Molecule: messenger RNA, 891 nt
Organism: Lactuca virosa
Lineage: Eukaryota; Viridiplantae; Streptophyta; Magnoliopsida; Asterales; Asteraceae
Source: the annotation of a GenBank genome assembly